AUGGAGCCAGAAGAGUUUCCUCCUCAUGGCAGAGAGAUAAACUGGGAUAUCAAUGACAUGAGACUACCACAGGACGUGCAGGCCCCGGACUGGUUUGAGGAGUGGCCGGACUCCUCCGCGAAGCGCAUCUACAGCUCGGAGGACCGGAACGCUCAGAGGCAUCUGAGCAGCUGGGCCAUGCGCAACACCAACAACCACAACUCCCGCAUCCUGAAGAAGUCCUGCCUGGGCGUGGUGGCCUGCGCCCAUGACUGCUCGCUUCCCGCGGGAGGGAAGGUCUACCUGAGGCCGGCCAUCUGCGACAAGGCCCGGCAGAAGCAGCAGCGAAAGCGCUGCCCCAACUGUGGCGGCCCUCUGAAACUCAUUCCGUGUAGGGGGCACGGCGGUCACCCCGUCACCAACUUCUGGAGGCAUGACGGACGCUUCAUAUUCUUCCAGUCCAAAGGUACACAUGACCAUCCCAAGCCAGAAACCAAGCUAGAAGCAGAAGCAAGGAGAUCUGUGCAAAAAUGUCCCCUCUCAAUUUCCUUCAGGCAGACCGACCUCCAAAGGAACCCAGCUUCCAAGCCCAGGCCCCGGGACACCCGGAAUCCAGAAAGUUGGCCCUUAUUCAGGCCUCCCCCCGAAGCCCCCCUGCUGCCAGACAGUUCCAGUGGAUGUUGGACAGAGAACACCACCCAGAAUCAGGUAGCGAGUGCCUGCUUUUCCCUCGUCUCCAAGAGUUGCGGUUUCGGAAGCUCCACGCUCCCCAUCCCGGCUCCCGCCUCCUCCUGCCCCGUCGAUCGAUUGUGCGGUGCAGGGGCUGCGGUCUCUGGCCCCCAUUCUGGUAGAGCGGAGCCGCCUGGGUGGGCCACGGAGGCCACACCGGCCAGGAGCCCCUACCCUGCUCAGCCCCGGGUUGGCCAUCCUCUUCCUCUGACUGACCAACCCUUCGACAUCGUCCAUCCCAUGAACAGAGCGGAAACCAGUGCCCAGCCAGCCCCCAGGGGCACCUCCACAGCCAAGGCCGGACACCUUCCAUGGCGGCCUCCCCCUGGCUUGUCUGGGGGUGACCCGUAUGAAGAGAAACUGCGGGUGGAUUUCAGUAGCAACGGUGUCCUUCCUGGGUACCCCCUUCCCCAGGAGGACCCUUUCUUGCUUGCGUACACCCUGCGCCCUCCCUGUCCUCGCCCCCCGCUCACCCUCCCAGCCAAGGGCAACAGGUGGAACUUGGAAGAAGAAGCGGCACCAAGAUGCAGGGCCCUAGAUCCCUGCAUGGGGGAAAGCUUCUUCAGUCUCUAUCCUUUAAGGUGA
This is a messenger RNA of Tachyglossus aculeatus (Australian echidna), 1293 nucleotides long. It is a transcript of the gene GCM1, whose product is annotated as glial cells missing transcription factor 1. The record is from RefSeq and is a predicted model, not a curated record. Gene Ontology annotation, molecular function: DNA-binding transcription activator activity, RNA polymerase II-specific; RNA polymerase II cis-regulatory region sequence-specific DNA binding. Gene Ontology annotation, cellular component: nucleus. NCBI's taxonomy places the organism in Eukaryota, Metazoa, Chordata, Mammalia, Monotremata, Tachyglossidae. Gene Ontology annotation, biological process: gliogenesis; regulation of transcription by RNA polymerase II. The transcript has 5 exons. The coding region runs from base 1 to 1293 and encodes 430 amino acids.